This is a messenger RNA of Cygnus atratus (black swan), 13550 nucleotides long. It is a transcript of the gene HOOK3, whose product is annotated as hook microtubule tethering protein 3. The record is from RefSeq and is a predicted model, not a curated record. NCBI's taxonomy places the organism in Eukaryota, Metazoa, Chordata, Aves, Anseriformes, Anatidae. The transcript has 22 exons. Gene Ontology annotation, cellular component: centrosome; cytoplasm. Gene Ontology annotation, molecular function: microtubule binding; dynein light intermediate chain binding. The coding region runs from base 106 to 2262 and encodes 718 amino acids. Gene Ontology annotation, biological process: cytoplasmic microtubule organization; cytoskeleton-dependent intracellular transport.
GGCCCGGGACAGGAGCGGACAGGGCGGGGCGGGAGGGCUGAGGGAGGGAGGGGGCCGCCGCCGUUGCCGCCGCCGCCGUUGGAACCGACCGGGCCGCGCCCCGCCAUGUUCAACGUGGAGAGCCUAGAGCGGGCGGAGCUGGGCGAGAGCCUCCUCACCUGGAUCCAGACAUUUAAUGUCGAGGCACCAUGCCAGACUGUGGAAGAUUUAACGAGUGGGGUUGUGAUGGCCCAGGUUCUUCAAAAAAUAGAUCCAGCUUACUUUGAUGAAAACUGGCUAAACAGGAUCAAAACAGAAGUAGGAGAUAAUUGGAGGCUAAAGGUAAGCAACCUGAAGAAAAUUUUAAAAGGGAUACUGGAUUACAACCAUGAGAUUUUGGGGCAACAGAUUAAUGACUUCACGCUUCCUGAUGUUAAUCUGAUUGGAGAGCAUGCUGAUGCUGCGGAACUUGGAAGAAUGCUUCAGCUUAUUUUGGGAUGUGCUGUCAAUUGUGAACAGAAGCAAGAGUACAUCCAGACCAUAAUGAUGAUGGAAGAAUCGGUUCAACAUGUUGUCAUGACAGCCAUUCAGGAGUUGAUGAGUAAAGAGUCUCCUGUCUCGGUUGGAAAUGAUGCUUACGUUGACCUUGAUCGGCAGCUGAAGAAAACUACGGAAGAAUUAAAUGAAGCACUGGCAACAAAAGAAGAAAUUGCCCAAAGAUGUCACGAGUUAGAUAUGCAGGUUGCAGCCCUUCAGGAGGAGAAGAGCAGCUUGCUUGCCGAGAACCAGAUUUUGAUGGAACGUUUGAAUCAAUCUGAUUCUAUUGAAGAUCCAAACAGCCCUGCAGGUCGUAGGCACUUGCAGCUGCAGACACAGCUAGAACAACUCCAAGAGGAAACAUUCAGAUUAGAAGCUGCCAAAGAUGACUACAGAAUACGCUGUGAAGAACUGGAAAAGGAGAUUGCUGAAUUGAGACAACAGACAGAGGAGCUUACUACAUUAGCAGAAGAGGCUCAGUCUCUGAAGGAUGAGAUAGAUGUACUCAGGCAUUCUUCUGAUAAAGUAGCCAAGUUAGAAAGCCAGGUGGAGUCAUACAAAAAGAAAUUAGAAGACUUGGGUGAUUUGCGGCGGCAAGUGAAACUCUUAGAAGAGAAGAAUACGAUGUACAUGCAAAAUACUGUGAGCCUGGAAGAAGAACUAAGGAAGGCCAAUGCAGCACGCAGUCAGUUGGAGACGUACAAGAGACAGGCAGUUGAACUACAAAACAGGUUAUCUGAAGAAUCCAAGAAAGCUGAUAAAUUAGAUUAUGAAUGCAAACGGCUGAAAGAAAAAGUAGACAGCCUCCAAAAAGAAAAAGAUAGAUUAAGAACAGAAAGAGAUUCUUUGAAAGAAACUAUUGAAGAGCUCAGGUGUGUACAAGCACAGGAGGGUCAGCUCACCACUACAGGAUUGAUGCCCCUAGGAACACAAGAACCUUCAGACAGUUUAGCAGCAGAAAUUGUUACUCCUGAAAUAAAGGAGAAACUCAUUCGCCUUCAGCAUGAGAACAAGAUUUUAAAAUUGAACCAAGAAGGUUCUGACAAUGAAAAGAUUGCCUUGUUGCAGAGCCUUCUUGAUGAUGCAAACUUAAGGAAGAAUGAAUUGGAGACAGAGAACAGAUUGGUAAAUCAAAGACUCCUAGAAGUGCAAUCCCAGGUUGAAGAACUACAAAAAUCUUUGCAGGAUCAAGGUUCAAAAGCUGAAGAUUCAAUUCUUCUGAAAAAGAAACUUGAAGAACAUCUUGAGAAACUCCAUGAAGCUAAUAACGAGUUACAGAAGAAACGAGCUAUUAUUGAGGAUUUGGAACCAAGAUGCAAUAACAGUUCACUCAAAAUUGAAGAGUUACAAGAAGCCUUACGGAAAAAAGAGGAGGAAAUGAAGCAAAUGGAAGAGCGUUACAAAAAGUAUUUGGAAAAGGCCAAAAGCGUCAUCCGCACCUUAGACCCUAAGCAAAACCAGGGUGCAGCUCCUGAGAUUCAGGCUCUGAAAAAUCAGUUGCAAGAACGGGAUAGAAUGUUUCAUUCAUUGGAGAAAGAAUAUGAAAAAACAAAAAGUCAAAGAGAAAUGGAGGAGAAAUUUAUUGUUAGUGCCUGGUAUAAUAUGGGAAUGACUCUGCAUAAAAAAGCAGCGGAAGACAGACUAGCUAGCACAGGCUCAGGACAGUCCUUCCUGGCUAGACAAAGGCAAGCCACGAGCACAAGGAGAUCGUACCCUGGUCAUGUCCAGCCAGCAACUGCAAGGUAGAGAAGCCUUGCCCUUAGAAAGAAAAUUGCCCUAUGAUCAAGGCCACUUCUGUUGCAAGUAACACCGUUCAACAAAAAGCAACCAGCAUCCUUUCUCUUUCUCCCUUGUUACCACCAUUAUUUUACAGUUCAGGAAAGGGUUUUAUUAUGGUUUCCUCAUUGUUUUUUAAUGCCCUUUGUUUGUGUUUUUUGAAGUCCAUCUGUCCCUUUUUCUCUCUGCAUUUUUCUGAAUGUGCCAAAGUUUUGAAAACAUCUAGAGGAGUGUUGUACAAUAAUGGAAUCUUUUAAAUUUGUAUGAAGCCUGGUCCCUUACAAAAAGCCUCAUAUGGGCUGUGUAACAAUGUGAAUUUCCUGUCACAGUUGAUACAUUUGUGCCUAUAAGGGUUGUGAUGCUUUACAAGACUGCCUUUGUUAAAAGGAAUUAAGCUUUUUAUUUUUGUGCUUCAAAAAAAGGCUGAAAACUCAUCACAAAAAUGCAAAAUUAGUAUAUAAUGUUAUUGUAAAAUAUAUUUGCAGCUAAAACACUUAUCGGCAACAAGAAAUAUCUUUUUAAAAAAGAAAAUCUCCUAUGUAUAAAGUUUGCUCUUAUUCUUGGCAUUUAGUAGGGAAGCAGGAUGAUUUUUAAGGCUUUUGUUUGUCUGCUGGUUUUACCUGUUGCUGACAGAACUGAAUAUUUUCAAAUGGUUUGUCCCACUCUUCUAGAUCAAGUGUGUGGUUAAUAUAUAGUAUAAAAAGAUCGAGAAAUAUUUGAAAUGCUUUAAUAUGCUACUGCAUCAUCCAUUUAAAAAAAAAAAAAGCAUUUGUAUUAAUUUUUUAUAAUUAUGGACUAACAGUAGAUAAUGGAUUGAGGCCUAAAUUAACGUUGUUGAUGUUAACAUGCUUCAGUUGUCAUCCCCUACUAAGCAACUUGCUUUUAAUAUAUUGAUUCAGGGUAUAUUUGUAUCAGUUGCCUUACUAAUGGUACCAGUGCCUUCAGGUGAGCAUGUUGCUGACUGUUGAAAACUGGCUGUAAUUUGUUGUACUACCUUCUUAGCAUGUAGCUAGUUGAUCAUAUGUCGCUCUCUGUAGCACCUUCAUGUUGAUCAGUGGGGUGGCAGAUGGUCCCUAGUAUUAAUUUAGGCCCUGGUCCUAUAAAAUUCUGCUUUUUCCCUGAGCGAUUCUAUGUUCUGGCUAUUGUUUUUGUCAAAGAAUUGAUGGACACAGAGGACCUGAGUAUAGGUUGAAGGCUUCAAUCUAUUUUGUGGUGAUUCAGUUUUAAACAUUUUUCAUUUAGAGACUCUUUGGCCCCCUAAAUGCAUGUUCAGUCUGGUUUCUACAUUUAUUCUUUUACCUUAUUUUGAUGCCCUUCCCAGUGAAGACAUUUCUUCAUAAAUAGCUUCAGAAAAAAGGCAUAUUAGCAUUUAGUAAGCAUCUGAAGACCUGUAUUAAUUCACAACUUCAGUGGGUCGAACAAAGGAUAGUUAAAAUGAGUACACCUAGAUUAAAGGGUAAGGAAUAGGUGGAUGGCACUUGUAGGUACUCCUUUAUCCUCAAGUACAUCAUCUGUUUUAAUCUAGGCUAAGAAUGCUUUCAAUAUGUGUCUGAAAAAUGUAGUUGUUUUUUUUUCCCCGUAAUACAAAAACAUACGAAGUUCAUUAACUUCAUAUAAGUUUGUCUUUUAUGCCCCACAUUUGGAAGAAAAACAAUUUUCUAAAAAUUCUGCUCUUUAAUUCAUGAUGUGAAAAGUCUGGGCUAUACUUGCAAGGUAAAGUUGAGACAGCAGAAGUAUCUUUUUGUGUGGAGAAAAGUUAACAAUGGCAGUUAAGCAACAAAGGCAGUUUAGGACAAUUUCUGUAGUUCAGUGAGCUGAUCCUCGUUUUGCUGUCUCUUACUGAGAUACCAAAUGCUAACAGAUCAAAGAAGUUUUAUAUAUUACGUAGCAAGAUGACCACAGUUUUUGUGUGAAAUCUUCUACUGAUUUUUUUGUGCAAUCCAUUCAAGUCAUUUGAAGAACUCUUUACUGCAUGCCAUGUGUGAACAGGAGCAAGUAACCAGAUUUGAUGUUCUUGCUUGAGAGUAGAGCGUUAUGUGUCACCCAGAGAAAGAAUUUAAGAACACUGAAAACUCCAUUUUUAUUCUAAUCUCACUGUCUUUGUCUGUUAUCAAACUGCCAAAGCCUACUUGUGAAAGAAAGGAACACCAGGACCUUAAUGGGAGGGUUUCUCUCUUAAAUUUAUUUAAUAAUUUUAUUUACUGUUGCUAUUAGUUGCAUAUCUAAAAUCACUUGAAUGCAAUCUGCAAACUAGAAUAAAACUACUUGCUUUAAUUAUUGUAACAUUUAUUUUACUAUUUUGCCUCCAAAGUUCUGAUGACAGACAAAUGCCCCUGAUGGCUGGGAGAUGUACAAAUGCUGAUUAGAAGCUUUGUCUUUAGGUUUUCUCUGUCGUGGCUUCUCUCCCUCUCCUCUUUUCUGGUUGUUGAUUUUUAUUUUCUGUUCUGUAGGUUCUCCUCUUUCUGUUUGGGCUUUCCAUUUUCCCAUAAGAUAAGACACUGAAGCGUGUAUUCAACAGAAGCUCAGAGCUUGUGUUGAAUAUAAAAAUCUAAAAAUGUAUUGCAGUCUUAUACCUAUACAUCUAAAGAGCAUCUCUCUCUGUCCAGUUCCAAUAAGUCAUUUCUUUUGACUUCUAAUGGUAGUCAACGAAAUUUAAUUCUGCGUUAUUUAGCAUUUUCCUUUGAUUAUCUGCUGCAUACAGCAAUUCUUAAUUGUUUAGUGUGGAUGGCUCUGAAGAAAUCUUGCUUGUUUUGUAGUUUUGGAAGUAGCGUGCUAUUAAAAAACAAGGGCUGAGAGUGUGACAUGAGGUAAUAAGUACCUGUACAGAGCUAGCCGUGAAUGCUGUCUAUUCUUUGUAUCUUCAGUAAAAGAAUAUAGCAAAAAAGCCUUGUAAAACAGAAUUCUCUUAGUACAAUACAUACUUCAAAGAAACUUCUAGGAAGACUUUUUUGGAGGCAACAAAGACUAUUGACAUCAAAACUGUAGUGACAAUUGUUAAAUUAUAGGCUGUCUUGAUACACUACAGGAAAAAAAAAAAGCCUGCAGACUGGUCUUAAAGAAAAAAAAAAAAAAAAGCUCUUCAGGGCAGUGAUAAAACAGCUAAAAAGUUCGUGAGAAUACGUUCCUAGGUACUGUGCUGAGGAUAUGCCCAGAAUAGUCCUUCUGGGAGAUUUAAAUUAAAUGCCAACAACAUGUAACAGUUAAAUGCUGUUGUUUAGAGCUGAAACCUAGUUUCUGGUCUUACAGGAUGUGUGUGCGGUCCAGUUUAAGUAUUUCCAUGUUAAGUUGUUAGCAUGUGUGAUCAGACGUUACAGAAAAGAGUAUUCAUGUUCCCCAGUUUCCUUACAGCAACAUUUAACCACUUGGAUCCUAGCAUACAUUUUCCAAAUGUUGUAAUCUAAUUUAAGGGUUAUGUGUCCCAUCCACAGUGCAGAGGAAAACAAACUGUAGCACACAGCUGUAUAUAUUGUAAAAUGAAGUACAUACACAUUGGCUACAAGGUGUUUUUCAUUAUCUCUUUGGAAAUGACCAAAUGGUAAUCCUGUGCUGUUCUGAUCAUGUCCCUUGAGGUGGUAGUAUUAACUCUUAAAGUUCUUUGUGGCCUUCUAUUCAUGUAGACAGCACUGUCAAUUUUAUAUUCAAUGUGUAUGAAAGAAUUAAUAUUGACCAAUCCUAUUGCUGCUUUAUGAUCAUCUUGAUAGUACGUGGUAUGUGCAAGCUGUCAAGAAAAUUUAAGGGGAUUUGUAGAUUUUAAAGCCCUUGGUGUUUUGACUUAUGCACGUAGCCUUUGUUUUCUCAGUUCUCUAGUGUAUGAGGCUGUCCAUAGCUUCCUGGAUGAGCUGUAGUGGGUUUGAUUAUAUUGAUAUGUUGACGUUUUCUGUAGAUAUGAUAAUUGGAAAAUAUCUUAACUUCAGAACUUGAUUUUCUUCUAGUUAGUGAUUGGAGGAAGACCGUCUUGAAUGUGGCUAGUUUUUCUUUUUCUUACAAAACAAAACAGUUCCUGAAUUUUAUUCAUUUUGUAGUGUUUUUUUUUUUUUCCCCUGGACAUUCUGACAUUUUGCAAGGAUUGAUGAGGGAGCUAUUUUUGCACUCUAAGUCAGAUAUACUGACUUCUUGUGUUUUUUUGCACGUGUUUUAGGUAGAACAUGGACUCUGUUUUUUGCAGUAAUACUAAGUUGAUAAGCUUUGACAUCUCCAAACCAAGUUUAGCAAAUUUUGGAGGCAUUUUCUCACCAGUAUUGUGCAAAUAAAUAGCUAAAAGAGGCCUCCUUUACAAGAAAUAGUUUCAAGCGAUGUUUGUUCCACUUGGAAAAAGUAGUUGUAUUUCAGGUGUCACCUGCAGAAUAGAUUGAAAGCUGGAUUAUGACUGAAAUGUGAUCUCAGGUGAUAUGCUCAGAAGGAAACCUCAUCAGAAGCCCUUCCUUAGAACAGCUGUAUUAGCUGACGCUGGCAGUAUGAUACAUGUAGUGUUCUGUUAAAAUGAAAUGGUGAGUCAUAAACGUAAGAAUUUAAAUGUGAAGAUUGGGUAAGCCUGGAAUUUGAUGAAUGAGCUCUUGAACCACACAAGCUGCACACAGCCCAGGCAUGUCCUUUCUCAAAUCUGAGCAGUCCAGCUCUCCUCUGUGUUGGCAAGGCUUUCCUACUUCGUGCCUUUCAUCAGGAGAGAGAAGUGGACUCUUACAGUAUUGUAUAUGCUGAUAGAGGAGCCAGGAGUGGCAAGGAAUGAGUCUCAUUUGCACUCAGAACAUCUUUACAAACCAGAUCCUGUUCUCUGGGGUCAGGCAAAGGCAGCUGUCAAAUUCUGUGUCAAAUUCUAGCCACAUCUCAAGUUAGUCACUUCCAAGGAAUCCAGAAAGCUUCCUGACAUCACUGAUUCUGUAGCUUUGCUCCUGUGAUGCUUCUUCCCUCUGGAAGACCAAAAAAGGAGCAGAAGCCUGUCAGUAGUUUGCAGAAUGUAAGUAAAAAUAAGGGUUGAUUUCUUCAGUUUGAAGGUGGAGAAGACAGAUAAAAGCAACCAUUAAGUACAAAAAUCUGAAGAGCAGCGUGUCUUUCACCGUUCUGCCUUUUGGUGGUAGUUUAAAAGUAGUAAAAUGAAAUCUGAGCCUUUGGAGCUGUUUUUCUAAUUAACUUUGAAUUGUAGUUGAUAAAAUAUUGGAGGCUUUUCCGAUGUCAGUAAAACAGGAACUGUCACUAUGAGCAUCCUCAGACUUCUUUAAUCUUCUACAGCAAAUCCCUGGAGAUUUUGUCUCCAUUGACAAUCUCACUGCAGUAUUUGGAGAUGCUGAGGAUUUCCCUAGUCCUGUUCUCUCUUUUUGCUUGAUUUUUAUUUUAGUGGAUUCACUGAAAUACUGGGAUACAAAGGUCAUUUUUUAAAUAUAUCAUCAGCUUACUGAAUUGAUACCUAGAUCAGCUAAUGAAUGUAGAUUGAAAAUGAAUGAAUGUAGAUAGAGAAGUCUUAGAAAACUUGACAAAUCAUACAGUCCUACAGGACAUUGUACCAACACGUGGCACUGUAGCCAAGGCGGCUUCCCAAAAAAAUCGUUCUGUUGUCAUAAAAUACUUGCAAUAUUAUAACACAGUUGAAAUAAAACCAUUAGGUUAUUUUUUAUUGUCGUUAUUUGAAUGAAACAUUCCUUAUGUAGUACAAAUUUUAUAAAGCAGAGACUCUAGUUCUCAGUCACCAAAGGUUGGUAACCGGGAGAAUAAACCUGUUUCUUGAGGGUGUCAGUGGUUUUGAGGGAUUUUUAGGUUUGUAUUUAGCAGUAUCAGUAAAAUAUUGAAAUAGUAAUAAAUGUGACAUUAAAAGGCCAUGCUUCUUAUAAUUUAUAAUCCACUUUGUAUUCUGUGAUUGUAAGAAUUACAAAAAUUUGAAGUGGUGUUAACACAGUUCUGAAAAGAUGCUAUGUCAAUAGGUUCUUUUAGGCCUAAAAUCUAAAGGAAAUGCCAUGAAGAAAGAAAGAAUAGAUGCAGGAAAGAAAACGUUAGCAGUAGAAGCCAUUAAGUAAUUUUAGAAAAUCUGCAGGAAGAGAAAUCUGGAGACAGUUAACUUAAAGCAGAAACUUGGCAGAAAUAUUUGGUAUGAGUGUAGUGUUAGACUUUAAAGUAAGGAUAGUACUAAGUAAGUACUACCCAUACUUUCAGGUAAGUACUAUCCUUCUUUGCAAGUAAAGAUGCAUUGCCCUGAUGACUUUGGUGGUUCUGUUACAAAAUACUAGUUAUAGACAGUGGAUAGCUACAGAAAGCCUUGUCUUUAUUAGGACUGAACAUACACUGAAUAUAAAAGUAGUUUCUUAGAAAGAACAUGGGGUCGGGUUGGGUUGUUUGGUGUCUUUUUUUUUUGCAUCAGGUUUGGCUUGUGUGAGCACUGUUCUGAAGUAAGUGUGCUGAUAGGUGCCUCCAGAGCUGGCCAGGUGAGUGAGAAGGAGAGGUUCCCAUCCCUUCUGAGGCUGUGACGUGCAGGAGUCGUCUGUCAUGUCUGCGUGUGGGAAAAACACAGGAUGACAGAGAGAAGUUAAGGAGGUUUUAAGUCACUAAUUAACCACUUACAAUGAAAUGGAGCUAAUGAGAUCUGGUGCUGAAUAUUGAAGGGAGAUGUCUCACCAAGAAAUAAUCCCGCAGGCUGACAGCAAGCCAUCAGUUACAUAUAGCUGAAAUAUUUUGUACUGGUAAGAAAAGGAAAAGUCACUCCUCUACAGGCAGGUCAUGCUGAAUAAACUGUCUCAUUCUGAAGGUGCCACAGGAAUAAUGACAGGUUAUGCUGAGUGAAUUUAUGCUCACAUUUCUGUCAUCUUCUGGAGAGCUGCUGCAACAGGUAGCUUCUGAAAGUAUUGAUUCAUUUUGAGAAGUUCCCCAAGAGAAGGAAAUUAACAGACAGUUAUUUUAGAACAAGAUAAGAAUUUCAGGUCUGAAAAGGGCACUCUCAGAUGAACCGAGGUAUUUGUACGUCCUCAAAAGAGAAGAGAAUACACUGUCCAGAAUUUACAAGUCCUCUUUAAAAGUACUAAUGUCCCAAAGAGAAACCUGUAAUGUCAUUUCUGUAUAUGUGCAUCAGGUCACUCAGAGCAUUACAAAACAGUAAGUCUGAACUGUGUAAUAGCCAGGUGAGAUUAAAGGAGUAGUCUGUAUUCAUUUAUGCAUAAUAGAAUAGGUAAAUUCUUAUGUAGCUUGAACUUUUAUUUUUUAUUGACUAACUACAGUAAUCUUCAUAUAAUUAAUCCUGAACUCUGUAACUUUCUGCAUCCAGGCAGUGCAAAGCAAGCAUAACAGCACAUCUCAAACAGACAGUAAUUACUCCACAUACACUCCCAAGGUCUGCUUUGAAUGUGUUCUUUUUAAGCAUUUUCUGUUUUUAUUCCAUUUGAUUUAUGUAUGUAUCUUUCUGUUUGUUUUUCAACUGUUAGUUGAUCAGUAUUCUGAAAAGGAAAAAAGAGGGACAUACAAGCUGCAGGACUUGCAGCAGAAAGACCUUUUUUCGCUCUAAGACCUUGAGUUUAGUUAUGAGUAUUUUUCCUUGUGUAUGUAACCUGGGUUUUCCUGUCACAGGAGCUGUUCUUAGAACUGUGCUUGACUAGUGCAAUACUAGGGAGUUGGAAACGGGGAGAGAAACGGUUUGCACAGUGUGAUUUCAGUUGGGUGAAGCUACUUUACUCUUUGCGUCAUCACAGUGAGGGACAAGUGAAAGUGAGAAUGAGCAGUUAGUGCUCUGCCGUGCUGUGUAAGGAUAUUUGUGCUGCUCGGCGAACCUGAAAGCACCGUAGCUGUGUUAGUAAAGCAUUCCACCUGUCAGUCCACUGGCCACAAGGGAGAGUGUAUCAGCAAGGAUGGAGCAGUAUGCAGCCUAUCCAGUUGUCCUCCAGACUUAGAUUCACUUACGCAGUAUUGUGAUGUGGUCUUAGGGCUCCUACUUGGUGUGUUUUAACAAGAAUAUGUGUAAUUUCCUUGUGAUUAAAACCUGCAUGCAACGAAUGAGUAGCGCUUGCCAGUGUAGCAUGACAGUGAUGUCGUUUUAGUGUCAUGCACAGAAUGAUCUUUGAUGAAAUAUAAAUGCUUGAAGUUUAUUUGCGGUGCUCAGAGCUUGAAGUCUCAGGCAGUGUCGUUUUGACCCUGAUGAUUGUCUUUUAGUUUAUAACCAUGCACAGUAUUGGACAGGCACCUUUGACUUUAUAUUGAGUUUGAUUUUUAUUUUUUUUCCACUGGUUGUCCUCACAGACAGCAGGAAUGCCAGAGAUUUUCAUAGCUGUGUAAACUUAGUUUCCGUAGCUAUGUUAGCAGAGAAUGGUGGCCUGCAGGACUUCACUCAGAAGUGUUUAAAUUUGACCGAACUGGGUCUAAAUUUUGAUAUUGUUUGAAGCUAUUUCGUUGCUGUUCCCAAUUUUUGGCAUACAAUCUUCCUGUUAGUUUGAAGAGCUGCUCUGGCAAAGAUGUUUUUCCCAUGAAUUUGCACAACUCUAAGUAGAAACGGCCUUACUGAACUGCUUUGAAAAUACUUGUUCUGUUCUCUGUUUUUUAAAUGGUGAUGUUAUCUGCUUUUUAACUUUCUCUUUAUUCUUUUAUUUGCAGUGAUGUGGUUGCAUGACCUGCAGCAUUGUUAUAACAGGGACUGUUCAGUGCAUGACUUGCUUUUCUGUCCAGACUGCAUAACCAAAACUUAACCAGUUCUACACUUAAGACUCAUGGGCAUCUGAUUUCAAAGGGAGAUCUACUUGCAGAGAAGCCUACCAUCUUGGGAAGUGGCUUUCGCACUUCCUGCUUCCAUUUACUAUUUCUCUUCACAAUAAGUCUCCUAUGAGGCUAAAAGAGAGGAAAUCCAGUAUUCAGAGCUCUACAGGAGGCGUUCUGCAAACUGACAGAGCACUGUCAGCUCUCCAUUUUACUUCUGUCUGUCCACUCCAUUUAAUUCUGAUUAACAGCAUUAACACACAGACCUCCUGCAACAUUUUCAUAUACUGAACUAUAAAAAAAACUAGUCUUAAUGAGUUCCUAAAAAUGCCUUUUGGUUACUGUUAAAAUUUUAAAGCACCUGCACCCUUAAAGGAUAUACUUUGAAUCUUUAAAUAAUUAAAAGUAAAGCCAAGGAGGUGUUUUACCAGGAGAAAUGACUCAUGAAUUGCUGCUUGGCCAGCCCAUCUUCCUUAGAAAACCAGGCAAGGUUCAUCAGAUAAUCUCUGAGACAGGCAAACUACUGUGCAGUCCUUUGCUUACAGACACUGCCUGCUUCCUUACUAUGUAUAUAUGCAGUAGUUUGUGGCUGUUGUAUUUUUCUCUCUACGUUUUAGCUGUGUUGUCUGUUUCUUUCAGAAACAUUUUUUUUUCCAAUCUGUGUACAAUUGUUAAACAAUCUGAGGAAGGAACGUGAAUGGAGAUAAGGAUGAAAGCUGUCUACACCUUCAGUAUUAUGCAGAUUGUCCUUGCCAGUUUAUAAUUUGGGUUGUUUAUAUUUUACCUGUACUAUUUCUUUUCUCAUUAUUGCAGUCUUAGCUAUUUCAUUUCCAAUUGCACUAGCUUGGCUGUUUCUUUGUAUUAUGAAGUUUAGCUAUAAGAUUUGCAAUAUUUAGACAGUAUAACUCGAAAUGCUUUGUGCUGCCUAUAUUAAUUUAAAGAGCUGCUUAUUUAAUAUUCUUAAAAAUCUGCACAUUUGUACUACUGUAUCUUUGUUUUGUAUUGGACAUCCAGUACUGGCAAGAUCCAGAAGGCAAGGGGGUACUGUAGUGGUCUAAGUUAAGACGUUCGUUGUACAGGGGUUGGUAUGUGAGAGGUGGGAAAAGAGGGCUGCCCAGCCACAGGCCGCGCCGCAAACACCCAACAGAACCUGGAAGCAGAGUACCCCGAGCCGCGCGGUUUAAGCCCAGUUCUAGGGGAACCCCGUUCUCGCUCGCCUGGAUCCUAAUCCUGCAAAAACAGCUGCACGCACGCUCUCCAGGAGCGGCACUCGUCUCGGGGCAGCGGCGCUGGGGAGCGGCACCCCUGGGCCCCGCAGCACUCGGGCACAGGGCGCCCAGUCCUGCUGCUUGCAGCUGUGGGCGCGGCCGUGUCCGUGUGUCUGCGUGUGCCUGGGGCCCUCGGGGUGCAUGGUGCCCUCGGUGCCCCUACCUCAGCGCGUUGUGCCAAACCGAGCCGCUCGGAGAGAGGCAGAGCGAGACCCACCGCUCUGUGCAGCGGGUGGGUGCCCCCGCACGAGGGGAUGGGACGGCGGGUUCCCGGGGCUGGGCUGCCCGUGCCGGCGGUGCUGCUCUGCCUGACAGCGCCUGGCGGGUGAGGACCUGUCCUCCUGGCCCGGCAGCGCCUGUGGCAGCGCAGCCCAAGGUGGGCUGCAGGAGGGUCCGGGCAGCGGCGCUCCUGCCGGGCUGAGUCCAGCAGAGCUGAGAGGUUUGCGUCUUUCCAGGUCCCAGCCAUCGAUCCCUUUUGUUCUGUGUCAGGGCAAGCUUUAUUAGAAAAACCCCUUACUUUCCGUUGUGUGUCCCAGGCAUAGUUCGUCUCCCAUUUGCUAGUGCCGCUUCUGUCGGGAGCACGCCCUUCUCCAGGCCACGCUGGGUGCGGGACCGCCGAGGGCAGCGGUUCCGCGCGGGGUGUGAGGGGAUAGCUGCUUUUGUCACACCUGCCUGCAAGGGUGCCCCGAGCCGAAGCUUUGCUGUACCUCAUUUAUCCAAGUGGUUUGUGCAGUUUAGAAACUAUGUAUCGGUUGUUCUUGAGCCUAAGACAUUUAUAUGUAACUGUGUUUAGCUUGACAAAACUUGAGUUCACUAAUGCAACAGAGAAACUUAAGGUAGCUUUCAGCAAACGAGCUGGCUACUUUAAUUAGAUUAGCGUAGCAUCUCUGUCACGAGGUGAUUGCGAGCUCACAAUGCAGAGGUGAUCUCCAGCAUGUCUCUGAUAUACUAACUUCAUUUAUGCUGCAUAGAAAACUCUUUUACUUUCUUAAUAGCAGCUUGUUUGACAGUCCAAAAUUAAGUGUUGACCAAUUAUCAAAGUAACUGUUUGUGAAAUUGACAGUGAUAUAUUUUCUGUAAGAGAAUGGAUUCCUAGAGUGUCAAAACAUUAAUUUCCCAUUUCGGUUCAUCUAUGAAAUGUGUAACUACCAGAUUGUCAUGGUAGCAGUAUUAAUAUACAUAUCUGUAUAUAGACAAAAAAUACCCGGUGAUGACCAUUAGAAUCAAAAGGUUUAAUAUUUUUUCCCAGUCAAAUACACUAAUGCUUCCAAGGUUACAGAAGAGUGUACAGUUGUUAAACAAGUUGUAAAUAAAGGCUUAUAUAAAACACAA